CUAUUUACGUCUUGUGUUGAAAUAAACUCCUGUCCAUCCAUCCAGGCACCAAAAGACCAAUAACACAUGAAUCCGACAGGAACCAGUAAAGGACGCAGUGUCUAAUGAGUGUUUGAGCUGAGUGCAUGGACAUACACACUCCACACUGUAGAUGUCUCCACAAUCCACAGAUAUAACUUCUACAACAGCUCCCACACAUAAAACCACAGAGGAAAAUAACCAGGAACUAGUUCACUUCAGCAUGAGGGACAACCACUGGCUUUCUAGAAGUUGAUGGAGCUGCCAGCAACAAACAGAAGGAGGAGCACAGACUUCAGGCCCAGCAGAUGGGAAUCAGUGUUGGCUCUUCGCCCCUUUCUGUUGCAUUAAGAUGGAGAAGGUGAUCAACUGUUUCAAGAGAAGGCCAGAUGCCGUGAGCAGGCUGAUAUGCUUCCCCUGGGCAGGUGGAGGGUCCAUACACUACGCACGCUGGGGCAACGUCCUCAACGGCUCCAUAGAAGUGUUUGCUGUCAAGCUUCCAGGCAGAGAGAGUCGAGCCAAAGAGCCGUUCUUUCAGAACAUGCAGCAGAUUGUGGACGAGGUUAUCGGCGCGUUGUUGCCGGUGCUGAAGGAGAAGCCGUUUGCUCUGUUUGGCCACAGUUUUGGUGCCUUCACGAGUUUCGCUGUGGCAGAUGCUCUGAAGAGAUUGCACAACCUCGAACCGGUUCACAUCUUCCUGUCUGGUGCCUCUGCACCAUAUUCAGAGACGCGUAUAAAAACCCCAAAGAGAAGCGACUUAUCCGAUGAAGAUUUUCUCAAGUGGAUGAGUUCGAUUGGAGGAACUCCUCCUGAGCUGCUGGCGAACCCCGAAGUCCUGAAGCUCUUCCUUCCCGCCCUGAAGGCCGACCUGCACGUUGUGGAGAACUACAGGUGUAACAAGCCCGACAGUCCACUCCUCUCCUGCCCCGUCACAUGUUUUGAUGGAAAGGAUGACAUUCCUCAUGACUUACAAGCUUGGAAAAGCAUCACGUCGGGUGAUUUCACUGUCAGGAUGCUCGAUGGAUCUCAUUUUUACCUGAAGGACUCUGGGAAUGAAAAAAUUAUAUUAGAUUACGUCACAAAGCACCUGGAAACAUCAGAAAUGGACUAUUUAUAAUGAAAUAUGUACAGUCACUGUAUUUUGUAUCUAAUUAGUUGUUUUUUUUACUAAUUCAUUGUGAUGGAAACUAAUUCUGUAUAAGUUUCAACAUAUUGUGUGACAAAUUUAAUCAAACAACUUAAAGAGUCAGUCUGUCACUAUUAGGGCUGCAAUUUGUUGAUAAUUGAUUAAUCUGAUUAGUUUUAAAGUAAGUUUUCAGAAUAGAAAAUGGACAAAAGAUGGUGAAAAACAUCACGUUAAUCAGUUUGAUGUAAAGACUUUGCUAAAAGGCUAAUUCACAUCUGCAGCCCAGUUUAAAAUAACUAACUAAAAUCUGACACCUUUACCGUGGGGGCUGGACGUAGAGGUGCUGAGGGGAAACAAUUAGUUCAUAAAAACGUUUAAACUUAUAAAA
This is a messenger RNA of Dicentrarchus labrax (European seabass), 1532 nucleotides long. It is a transcript of the gene olah, whose product is annotated as oleoyl-ACP hydrolase. NCBI's taxonomy places the organism in Eukaryota, Metazoa, Chordata, Actinopteri, Moronidae. The transcript has 7 exons. The coding region runs from base 371 to 1135 and encodes 254 amino acids. The record is from RefSeq and is a predicted model, not a curated record. Gene Ontology annotation, biological process: lipid biosynthetic process.